Messenger RNA from Zeugodacus cucurbitae (melon fly), 1045 nucleotides. RefSeq lists its product as uncharacterized. The record is from RefSeq and is a predicted model, not a curated record. The coding region runs from base 72 to 911 and encodes 279 amino acids. Lineage: Eukaryota; Metazoa; Arthropoda; Insecta; Diptera; Tephritidae. The transcript is spliced from 2 exons.
GUAUGUGGAAAUCGUCAGCAGUCUAGCGGUUCUUUCAUACACUGAAGAACAAGCCAAUAAUUGAGUAGAAUAUGAAUUCUUUUGUCAGUGUCGUUUUGUUCGCAGCUAUCGCCGUUAUUGGCGUAGAAAGCGCCAUAACCGAUAAGCAAGCUAUGGUAUCUUCAUCAUACGGUGGUGGCUAUGGCGGUGGCUCUUCCCCAUCCUACUCGGCUCCAGCUCCGGCGCCAGCAUCAUCAUAUGGUGGCUCCGCUCCAUCUUACUCCGCACCAGCUCCAGCACCAUCGUACUCGGCACCAGCACCUGCCCCAUCGUACUCCGCACCAGCUCCAGCGCCAGCACCCUCAUAUGGUGGCUCUGCUCCGUCGUACUCCGCACCAGCACCCGCGCCAGCACCCUCAUAUGGUGGCUCUGCUCCAUCCUACUCGGCACCAGCUCCAGCACCAUCCUACUCCGCACCAGCUCCAGCGCCAUCCUAUUCGGCACCAGCACCUGCACCAUCCUACUCGGCUCCAGCACCAGCACCAUCCUACUCAGCACCUGCUGCGCCAUCUUACUCGGCACCAGCUGCGCCAUCUUACUCAUCACCAGCUCCGGCCGCGCCAACUUACGCCGCUCCAGUCCCAGCUGCUGUAGCAUACGCCCCCCCAGCACCACCAGCACCAGCACCAUCUUAUCCUGCACCACCAUGCCCUAAAAACUAUAUCUUCAGCUGCCAACCAUCUUUGUCGCCGGUUGCUUGCAGUGCGCCCAGUAGCAGCGGUGGAUACGGUUCAGCGGCCGCUUACUCCCAAUAUGUGCCAUCACCUCGCCCAAAGCCUACGAAGCAAUACGCUGCUAAGCCCAGCUACGCAGCAAAGGCCCCGCCGAAGUCAUCUUGUGUGACAGUAUUAGGUCAACCUCACAGAUGGUAAUGAAGACAACAAGAAUUAAAUGGUCAAAGGAGGAAUAAAGGCUCUGACAAGGCAUAUCACAUACUGGACUUCUCGAAGUGUUUUCUGCUUGUACUGCUCUUUCCUGAGAAAAUAUAUGUUAAAGAAAUUUUAAA